This is a messenger RNA of Neoarius graeffei (lesser salmon catfish), 1022 nucleotides long. RefSeq names its product kinetochore localized astrin (SPAG5) binding protein (gene knstrn). NCBI's taxonomy places the organism in Eukaryota, Metazoa, Chordata, Actinopteri, Siluriformes, Ariidae. Gene Ontology annotation, cellular component: centriolar satellite; microtubule plus-end; mitotic spindle. Bases 289 to 906 code for a protein of 205 amino acids. The record is from RefSeq and is a predicted model, not a curated record. Gene Ontology annotation, biological process: regulation of attachment of spindle microtubules to kinetochore; mitotic sister chromatid segregation; spindle organization. The transcript is spliced from 9 exons.
GUUGACGGAAGUGAUGUAAUUUUUUUUGAACAUUUAUCGCGCUGAAAGUCUUGAAGUCAAUCGCAGGUCUUCUGUACUAUAACCGCGGGGACUUGGAUCAGUUUAACGCAGUGUUUGUGCGUCCUGAUGGCCCAUGGGAAGAAGCUGUUUGUCAGUCUGCUGGUGUGGGACUUUAUUGACCUGAAGCGUCUCCCAGAGGGCAACAGAUCAAGCAGGGUGUGAGGGGUCUCCUGUGAUGGCCUUGGUUCUUCUGAGGCAGCAGGAUGUGGAGAUGUGUUCCAGGGCACUAUGAAGAAAGCGGAGAGAGCUCCAGUUAAAGAUACAGGGAUUCCCACAUACCCUCAUUUAGCAGCUAAGAAGGCAAUGGUCAAGACCGACACUGAGACUAUGAUUAGGAAGAACCCAGUGAAAAAUCUCAAAGGGCCUUCAACAAGAUAUGGCCACCAAAGUGAUGUAAAGGAACAAAAUCGUCUUUUGGUGGUAGCGAAUGAAGAUUUGCAGAAACAGAUUUCAGAGUUGAAGGAAAACAUGUCUGUAUUAGAACAACGUUGCAGUGAUCUUCAAGAAAACAACAUUGAAAUUAAGAAACAGCUUAGAGACUGUCAUGCACUUCUCAUUGCAGAAAACCUUGAUCCAGUUUCAGGGGAGAAAGUUGGUGAAGCAGCAGAGCGGAGAGCAGGACAAAGAAAAGAACUCAUGACAAUUUCCCAGAAACUUUUGACUGAGCUAAAGCUGUUUGAUGAUUUUACCAAAGAGCACAGAACACAUUUAACAGAGGUGCAGAACACCAUGAGAAGUCUUAAAGGAGCCAGGGAAAAGCUUCACCUGGAAAGAGAAUCAUUUUGCAUGAAUGCUGAGAACAUGGAGAGAGCACUAGAGGAUGCAGAGAGGCUGUUGAUCGAGUAAAAAUACAGUCUUUGAGAGAAGGAGGAAUUUUUGGUUUUGGUGAUUUUCAUGAAUAAAGAAAUGUUGUGGGAUAUGUUUACAGAUUUAAUUUUGAAUAAAGACAUACUGAAAAUAGA